GUUUUAACCUGGACCUGUUUUUAUUUGCUUAGGUGACAAACAGUAUGUUUGGUGCUUCUUCACGAAAGAAAUUUGUAGAGGGUGUUGAUAGUGAUUACCAUGAUGAAAGUAUGUAUUAUGGCCAGUCUGCGAUGUUUUCACAUCGAUCGGAAAAAGAUAUGCUGGCAUCACCGUCACCAUCAACAUCAGGUGCUCUUUCUCAGUUUGGGGAACGUUUAUACGGGCAACAAAGUGCACUAAGCCUUCCAAUGAGGGGCUUGAGCAACAAUACUCCUCAAUUAAGUCGUAGCUUAUCACAAGGUACGCAGUUACCGAGCCAUGUAACACCAACAACAGGGGUACCAACAAUGUCACUUCAUACGCCCCCAUCACCAAGCAGAGGUAUAUUACCUAUGACUUCCAGGAACAUGUUAAAUCACUCGCAGGUUGGACAGGGGAUUGGAAUGCCAAGCAGAACAAAUAGCAUAAGCAGCUCAGGGUUAGGUAGUCCAAACAGCAGAAGUUCACCUAGCAUAAUAUGCAUGCCAAAGCAGCAACCAUCUCGGCAGCCUUUUACAGUAAACAGCAUGUCCGGAUUUGGAAUGAACAGGAAUCAAGCAUUUGGAAUGAAUAACUCCUUAACGAAUAACAUUUUUAAUGGAACAGAUGGAAGUGAAAAUGUGACAGCACUUGAUCUAUCAGAUUUUCCAGCACUAGCCGACCGAAGCAGGAGAGAAGGAAGCAGUAAUCCAACUCCAUUAAUAAACCCAUUAGCUGGAAGGGCUCCAUAUGUACAUCAGUGCAGUGCAGGAGAAGCAGUGGAGAAAAGAGAAGCUUCGUUGCUGUUUUUGUGGUCGAGAUUGUACGAGGGCAACGCAGAAAUAAAAGGAAAAUCAGUUGGAAUGGUAACAAAGCCAGCAAGUGAACAAUCUCAGGACUUUUCAAUCCACAAUGAGGAUUUUCCUGCCUUGCCUGGUUCAAGUUAUAAAGAUCCAACAUCAAGCAAUGAUGACAGUAAAUCUAGCUUGAGUACGUCAAAUAAAAAUUCUUCGAGCACAGAUGGACCCAAAUUUCCUGGAGAUAAAAGUUCGACAACACAAAAUAACAACCAGCAAAAAAAGGGAAUCCAGGUGUUACCAGAUGGUCGGGUGACUAACAUACCAGCAGGGAUGGUGACAGAUCAGUUUGGAAUGAUUGGGUUAUUAACGUUUAUCCGGGCGGCAGAAACAGAUCCUGGAAUGGUACAUCUUGCAUUAGGAAGUGACUUGACAACACUAGGCCUCAAUCUCAACUCUCCAGAAAAUCUUUAUCCAAAAUUUGCAUCACCGUGGGCUUCUGCUCCUUGUCGACCUCAAGAUAUUGACUUCCAUGUGCCAUCUGAGUACUUAACCAAUAUUCACAUUAGGGAUAAGCUUGCUGCAAUAAAACUCGCUCGAUACGGAGAGGAUCUUCUGUUCUAUUUGUACUACAUGAAUGGGGGAGACGUUUUACAGUUGCUAGCAGCAGUAGAACUUUUUAACCGUGACUGGAGGUACCACAAAGAAGAAAGGGUGUGGAUCACAAGGGCGCCUGGAAUGGAACCAACUAUGAAGACCAACACGUAUGAAAGAGGGACAUACUAUUUUUUCGACUGUAUUAACUGGAGAAAAGUAGCUAAGGAGUUCCACCUUGAAUACGACAAGCUAGAAGAAAGGCCACACUUGCCAUCAACUUUCAACUACAACCCUGCUCAGCAAGCCUUUUAAAGACUUCCCUGUUCAUGGGGUAUGGCUGUCUCAGCAGAGUACUUAGAGUACUGCAGAAGUGACGUGGCUCAGGCAUCCAUCCUGAUUCUAGUUCCUUCAGGAUAUGGCAUUUAGCUCAUGUGGAGGGAUCACCGUUUGAAGUCCUGCCUUACAAAUUAUGUGCAGCCCAACAUUAAAUUUAUAGCUUUCAUUUCCAUCGUUUGAGCAAGGUUUAUCAGUUUUCUGCCAGCAGGCAUAACUUGUCAGUGGGGAUGCACUCUGACAAGCAUUAAUGGCUCUAUUUCCAAAAUGUAAAAAAUACAAAGGAAAAUUUGCAUUGUGCAUUACAGGACUUUUAAUAACAGAAAGAUUUGUUUGUGCAUUGUUAUGUGAAGAUCCUCGUAUUUCAUUUGGAAAGAUGAGGAAGGUCUGCUACCUUCAUUUUACUUCCCCUUCUGUUUCUAAGCAGCAGUUUUCAUCCAAGGUUAAUGCAGGAGUAUCGGACUGUUUUGGUACUGUUUGGUGAACGUUCAUUGCCACAGCCUUCUGGAUGGUUUUACUGGGUUGUGUAUUGCUGAGCUUCAUCUUUCCAGAAUGAGCAAAACACUGUCCAGUCUUUGUUACGAUUUUGUAAUAAACGUGUAAAUUUUUUUUAAAUUUUUGGACAUCACAUAAAUAAAGAUAUGUAUGUAUGAAUGUGUAUAUAUUAUAUAUAUAUAUAUAUGACAUCUAUUUUGGGAAAUGUUUGCCCUGCUGUACCUCAUUUUUUGGAGGUGUGCAUGGUUGCAAUAUAUAAAACGGGACAUUCUGGAACUGCUGGUCGGGAGACAAUAAUGUCACCUGUGCACUAAAAGGGCCAGAUUUUCAGCAGCCAAGGACACCCAUACCCAAUAGAACACACUGGGACUGAAGAAGUGAACUGAGACAAUUCUGUCUGGCUGUAUGAACAGCAGCAUUUCAUAGGAAAAGAAAAAAUCAAUCUUGUAUUUUCUGACCACGUUAAGGCUUCUUCUCUUUGUAAUAAAGUAGAAAAGCUCUCCUCA
Messenger RNA from Protopterus annectens (West African lungfish), 2746 nucleotides. It is a transcript of the gene CNOT2, whose product is annotated as CCR4-NOT transcription complex subunit 2. The coding region runs from base 45 to 1724 and encodes 559 amino acids. The transcript is spliced from 15 exons. Gene Ontology annotation, cellular component: P-body; CCR4-NOT core complex. The record is from RefSeq and is a predicted model, not a curated record. Gene Ontology annotation, biological process: nuclear-transcribed mRNA poly(A) tail shortening; regulation of stem cell population maintenance; regulation of DNA-templated transcription. NCBI's taxonomy places the organism in Eukaryota, Metazoa, Chordata, Ceratodontiformes, Protopteridae.